CCAGCGCAUCCCAGCCUUGCAUCCCACUGGUCACCCGAACACUGGGCAUGCCAAGUCGUUCAGUGGUUCACUGACCAAAGGUUGAUGGCAGAAGGGAUGACUCUGGGCCCGCUCGUUGCCAAGACACUUUGGCAAGAAGCAUCGCAGGCUGCGCUAGCCGUUGCCUCCAAUAAAGUCAAGCAAAGUGCCCUGAUGCAGAACGCCCUGUUUAGCCGGUAUCCCAUCGACACAGCGAUCAUACAGACAGUGCGAUGCAGCCUGUCAGGAACUCCUUACUAACCUCUCUGGAUACAGGCAACUUCACUAGCUUAUUCUUCAUUUAUCGAGGCCAUACUGUAGCUGCCAUUCAAUCUAUUUUUGCCCUUAUCUGUCCU
Messenger RNA from Phanerochaete carnosa HHB-10118-sp, 374 nucleotides. RefSeq lists its product as uncharacterized. The record is from RefSeq and is a predicted model, not a curated record. Lineage: Eukaryota; Fungi; Basidiomycota; Agaricomycetes; Polyporales; Phanerochaetaceae. Bases 97 to 279 code for a protein of 60 amino acids. The transcript has a single exon.